Exophiala dermatitidis NIH/UT8656 is the source of this 2443-nucleotide messenger RNA. RefSeq lists its product as uncharacterized. The coding region runs from base 475 to 2025 and encodes 516 amino acids. The record is from RefSeq and is a predicted model, not a curated record. NCBI's taxonomy places the organism in Eukaryota, Fungi, Ascomycota, Eurotiomycetes, Chaetothyriales, Herpotrichiellaceae. The transcript has 4 exons.
GCAGGAGAGCCCAACUCGUGUUGCGCAGGCGUCUGUAGCAGGUUGUCUUCCCCAGUAGCAGCACCCAGCACUUUAUUAGUUCAGGUAUGAUUGAGUGGGACAGUGAUAGUUACUGUAAAGGCAAGAUCAUGACCUCCUCCAGUUACUACUGUACUAGUAGCACCACCAUUCAAGUGACCUCCCAGCCUUCCCGUUCUAUCCUCCUCAGAAUUGCGCCCGCUACAGAGUGACUCAGGUCUCACAGCCUCUUUGUCCACCGUCACAUCCAGUAACACUACCAGGUAUCACCUGUACAUACCCCAGCGCUCAACCAAACCGCAGGCACGCGAGGGUUGGACUGUUCUGAGUCUGACUGCGCCAGCCUUGUCUUUCCCCUCCACAGAAACGCACACCUACAUUUUGAUCUCUGCCACUGGCAGUGACCAUCUGUGGGCUUCCGCAAUCUCAACAUACUAGUAUCGAUACCCUCCAGCCAUGUCUCGCUAUCGGCCUGAUCCUCGUUAUUCCGAGGGCAACCUGCCCUACCGUGAACCGCCUGCCCAACGCUGGGACACCGAUCGUUUCGCACGAGAACGAGAGAUUCGAGCACCGCCUGUCAUUGACCAACGUCCGCCUUAUGCCGACUUCCCCCCUCGGCGGGCGCCGGUCUACGAAGACCAGCGAUAUUAUGAAGAAGAUAGAUAUGGACCGCGUGGAACGACGCAGCGCAAGUACUUUGAGGAGACCGACUACUAUGAUCCAAGGGGUCAACGAGGCCAAAUGGUCCCAUAUGCGCCCGAGCGUCCAGCCAGGCCCGAACCACCGCCACGGCCCGGCCUACUUCGCCGCCAGUCGAGCUUGGACACUUUCGAUCGCCAACCCGCCCGACGCUACCGCGAUUACGAUGAUGACUAUGUUCCCCAAAGAGCCCCUCCUCCGAGAGAACUGAUUCCUGUGCCAGUGCCAUCGCCCAGGCGACAGCCCCGGUACGACGACCGAUACUAUGAUGAUGUCCGCGUGCAAGAUCCCGACCUUUACGGUGAUGAUGGCUUCAGAGAAUAUCGUGAGCGGGAGUGGGUCUCGCGUCGGAGACGGAAUAGCAGCCCAUCACCUGAUCGGCGAACGAUGAGAGAGGAAUUCUUCGAAGAGGUCAAGGAGGAGAAGGAAGUCAAGCAGUACCCUCGCCGUGGCAAGACGCGCAUGCCAAAGAGACUCGUUCACACCAAGGUCUUGUAUGACUUGGGAUAUCCGUACUACGAGGAGGAUGAGCGUACUAUCAUCAUUGAGAAGGCUCUUGGCCCGGAAAACAUCGAUGAAAUUUUCGCCAAAAGUAAAGAAUAUCGUGAACGUGAAGUCUCCACUACCCGGCUCAUUGAGGCUCCUCCAAGAUCCUCCCGCCAUGGAGAUUUUGUCAUUGAAAAGUCGGAAAAAGUCGAGGAAAUUAAGACUGUACCGUUGACACAGGCUCCACGCUCGGUUCGUGAGUGGGAUGCGCUUUCAGUUCGUUCGCCUUCGCCUAAAUCCCAUCGGUCACGCUCCCGACGCCGGCGAUCUUCGCCUGGCCUUGUCAAGGAGACAGUGGUUGAGAAGAAGGAAGUGGUCAAGGAGGUUUCACCCGCACGCACGCACCGCUCAAGCACCACCCGGCGGAGAGGCUCCUCUGUCAGCGAUGAAACUAUCAUUGAACGCAAGAUUGUACGGGAAGAUGAGUUCGAGGACUCCAACUCCGUUCACGUUGGCCCACUAGCACUUGUUGUUGAUCGAAAGCCACAACGCAGCGAGCGUGACAUCAAGGAAGAAAUCCGCAGCCUCGAGGCAGAACGAAAAGCCCUGCGUCGCGAGAGGAGAUACGAACGCGAUCCCGGUACAGAAAUUGUCAAGGUCGAGCGGGUUCGCGAACGAUCACCAUCGCCUCGUGGGGAAGUGAUCAUUGAACGCCGUGGUGAUGAAAUCUUGGAAGUCAAGAAAGACCGGCGAGGUCGUUCACGCUCUGUCGCUGCUCCCAGUCCGGCAAUCAUCAAAGCUAUGAUGGCGACAUUGACCUAAUGGUCUCAUUUCCGCAAUUAUCUCGGCAGCUUGCGAGGAAAAUACCGGAUUUGCGCGCAUACAAGGUCAGCUGUCAUUGAAUCAAUGCUCAACUCAAUGGGGUCGGGGAUAACAGCAAACAUUUGGUAUGGCGCUGAAGACGAGGCGACAGAUGAAAACAGAUGAAUGGACUAUCUAUGAUCUUUAGUCUUGAUUGCACAGUGACGAAUUUCUUUGGGUUUUCAUGAUUUCGGCAGGAGGUUUUAUGAAGAUGUCUUGUUUCUGGAUGAUAGACACGGCCGCAAAGAUUCAUGAUAGGUUUCACUCACAAGAAGAUCAAGCGAUAUACUGUAGUAAGCUUGGGCUGUAAACUGGGUGCGACUGUACCCUCACUAGUGAAGGACAGAUACUACUACCAGGUAGGUACCUAGUAAACCGC